Patella vulgata (common limpet) is the source of this 7957-nucleotide messenger RNA. RefSeq names its product cyclic AMP-dependent transcription factor ATF-6 alpha. The record is from RefSeq and is a predicted model, not a curated record. Gene Ontology annotation, molecular function: DNA-binding transcription factor activity, RNA polymerase II-specific; RNA polymerase II cis-regulatory region sequence-specific DNA binding. The transcript is spliced from 14 exons. Gene Ontology annotation, biological process: endoplasmic reticulum unfolded protein response; regulation of transcription by RNA polymerase II. Bases 77 to 1954 code for a protein of 625 amino acids. Lineage: Eukaryota; Metazoa; Mollusca; Gastropoda; Patellidae. Gene Ontology annotation, cellular component: nucleus.
UCUUGUAAAGAUUGGCCACCUCACAAAAUAAAGUAGCUUUUAUUUUUUUUAUUGGAGCUGGGGUACACAUUACAACAUGAACUUUGAAUAUGUAUCUGAAGUGGACAGGAAAUUCCUUGCAAAUAAUCUGCUCACGAAGGAAGACUGGGAGCCAGAAAUGGAUGCUGUAGGAGAUCUUUCUGAUUUUCUUGACAUACAGAAUGAAAUGAGAUCACUAACUGAUGAAUUACCCGAUGAAUUGAUAGCGUUCCAAGAUAAUUCCCCACCAUUGGCAGAUGCUAUAUUAGAUGAUUAUUGGAAGGAAUUAAGUGAUAGUGCAGACAGUGCUGACAGUGGACUUUUUGGUGUUGAAGUUAAAAAAGAACCACUUUCACCCCUGUCUUCAAACUGUUCUGAAACAGGAUCUGAAGGAUAUGGCUCUGCGUCUGACAUGAGUUCCUGUGUUCAACAGACGAUUACAGAAUUUAAGAUGGAAGACACAUUGACGAAUGUUCUAUCACCAUCAUGUCCACCUGUCUCAUCAAAUAACAGUAUCUUUCAAAUCCUGCCUAAACAAGAAGAUAACACCCAAACCCUUAUUUUAAACAAUAUUAAUGGAAAUUCAGUAGGUGUGUUGACUCCAGUAACUGGUGGAGCUAUUAAAUUAAAUAACAUUAUGAAUUCCAAGAUAAAAAUACAGCCUAAACCAUCUGAUGGUACACCCAUUAAAAUAUCACCACCCACCACACAAACAGGAACUCAACCCAAACCACUAGUCCUCACACCUGAAGAAUUUUCCAAAUUAACUUCAUCAGGAUCUCUAUGUUUUCAACCACCCCAAAAUACUACUGUUGCCAUGGAUACUAGUGAAAUGGCUGUGUCUAUAAGUUCACCAGCUUUAAUGGAGUCAGCUGAUAUGAAAAAUGUCAAGCGUCAGCAACGAAUGAUUAAAAAUAGAGAAUCAGCAAGUUUAUCAAGAAAACGUAAAAAAGAGUAUCUAACAACACUUGAAGCUCAAAUCAAUGGUUAUAAUACUGAAAACAAAAAGCUCAAACAAGAAAAUGAUAGCCUUAAAAAGAAAGUGUGUGCCUUACAAAAUGAGAAUGAGAGAUUAAAACGACUAAAUGGAAUAACAUCUAAUAAAAAAACAACCACCUGUUUAUUAGCUAUUCUUGUAAUGCUGAGUGUCAAUUUGGCACCGUGGAGUCUGUUUGGAGAAGACAGAUUCGCCAUGAGAAAUGUGAUUUCAGUUCACAAAGGAAGACAACUGUUAUCUUUAUCAGAGAAACAGGCAGAGAAAGUUGAAUAUAAGAAGGCAGAGGAUUGGUCACAACCAGCUGAUAGAUUAAUGAGGCAAUUACACAGAUUAACUGAGGAAAUGAAUAGUGGAGGAAUAGGUGUCAAUCAAUCAGAUACUAAUCCUCUCAUGUGUCCUUCCUAUUUUAAUAAAACUGAAUCUAUCUUGAUGGCUGAGCAAUUAGCUGGCUGGAUGAUUAGACACGAAGAACAGAAACAGAAAACAGAACAAAAAAAGAAAGAUAGAGUAAAAAAGAAAGUAAAAACAUUGCAAGCUGCAUUGAGGGGAGAUGUUUCUUCAUUUCAGCUUAGUAACAGGAGAGUUGAAGAAAGUGGUUAUCAUGUUCGGGUAUUUAAUGGAGCUGAUGAUAAUGAAGAUUUUCUUAAUGCCAUACAUCGUAGAAAUGAUACUUUUUAUGUACUGUCAUUCCAUCAGGAUUAUUUUCUUGUUCCUGCUACAGCACAUAAUAAAACUAUGAGACCAAGAAUGUCACUAGUUAUGCCAGCUAUGGCCUUAAAUGGAACUAUGCAGCCACCAGCUGGUAGUAUUGGUAUGAUGCAGAUUGAUUGUGAAGUUGUUAAUACACAGUUAAUACAUGUACAGAAAUCAGUUAUACCACCAAAUCUGAAACGUAACUCAACAUACCACAAACAUCCAAAUCACAGAGAUUUCACUUAGUUGUAUAUACAUAUAUACAUAAUAUUAUAAGAUCUCUUGAUAAACUAUUCAAUAUAUUAAAUCUUAUUUACACAUGUAACAUCAAAAAUAAUGGGCUUUUCUUGAAGUGCCAAUAUCUGCCUUUUUUUUAAUUAAGGAGAAAAUAUAUUGAAUGGUUUUCUACCAACGAAGAUACUUCUUUAAGAAGUAAAUAGAAUCUGAUAUUUUUUCAUUUCUAAUUCUCAAUGUCUCAAGGUUUAGAUUUUCUUAAAACCAUAAGAAAUUGUUAUUUUUAUCAUCAUUGGAAUAGUUGUACAAGAAUUGUUCUGGAACCCAAUUCAUUUAUUGCAAUUUUUUUCUGUGUUCUUUCAUUUUUGUCUCAAGUACAUUUUGAAACAAGUAACAGUUAUGGAUUUUUUUUUUCUAUAUAUGGCAUCAAUAAUCAAAAAAUCACUAUGGUAAUAAACAGAACAAAAAUUUGAAAUAAUAUCAAAGAGUCUUUACAAAAUUUUUUAAUUUACAUCUAUUAUUGAUUAUUCUUGCCUAAUUUUAUUGAAAUUCUUUUUAAUGUUAUUAAUAUAUUCCAUGGUUGUUAUUGUUAGAGCAUAUUCACUCCCAAACCCAAUCUGCUUUAUUGCAUAAUACUUGAUCUCUGGUCCUGCAUUUUUUCUACAAAUGCAAUUGUGUGUCUUGCAUUUUAUGAUAUGGUCAAUCAAGUCAAGAAUUUAUUUGGAAUUCAAUAUGAAUGGCCUAAAGACAAUGUUUUGUAGUAUUUGUAGUGAUUUUGGUAUCUUCACAGAAGCAAGGAAUGGGUGAAUUUCUGGGUAGAGAGUAUAUUGUGGUUGUAUUAGGUUAUGGGAAUUGUAAUGUAAUAUAUGUGAAAUCUGAAGGAUUGUUUAUUAACAAUUUUUCUUCUUCUUUAACUUCUCAUAGACCCAAUUCACCUUAAGUUUUCAACAGGCUCAUGGUUUACCUUACAGUAUUAUUCAACAAAUGAUAUUGACUCUUUGUCUUAGAAUAUCGUAUAUAUUGACUCUUUGUCUUAGAAUAUGGUAUAUACUAAACCCAAAUCAUUUUUAUACGCCCAUAUUGAAAUGUGGUUGUAUGUUGUCGUCGCCCCCGUCUGUCCGUCUGGCGUCCACAAUUGCUUGUGGAGGCUCUAGAGGCUAAUGUUAAUAUUCGAUUGACUUUCAAUUUAUACACAGUGUUUAAGGUCAUGAGACGAAGAAGCCUAGUGAUUUUCAAGGAUUGCCGAUAAUUACUGCCAGAGUUAUGGCUCUAGAUCACUUUGAAAUAUCUUGUGGGUAAAGGCUAAAGUUAAUAUCCGAUUGACUUUAAAUUAAUACACAGUGUUUGAGGUCAUGAGACGAAGAAUCCUAUUGAUUUUCAACGAUUUCCGAUAAUUACUGCCAAAGUUAUGGCCCUUGAUCACUUUGAAAAAUCUUGUGACACUCUAGAGGCUAAAGUUAUCAUCCGAUUGACUUCAGAUUGAUACACAGAGUUUAAGGUCUUGAGACGAACAAGUAUAUUGAUUUUUAAUGAAUUUUUAUAACUUGAACAGCUAAAUCCAUGAUAUUUAAAAGUCUGUAUCCUAAACGUUAGCAUGGGGCAGAACUUUAUAAAAACCAAACGAAUUCUAAUGGUUUUCUGAUAAUUACUUAAUGAGUUGUUACUCUUAAUCAGAUUGUAGUGUAUUAUAAAUGUUUCAUUACCGCACCUCUUGUUGACUAAUCAGACGAUAUAGCUGCUGUGGGCGUAUGCUUCGUUGCCUGGCAACCUAUCUUUUCAAUGUUCAUGAAUUCAUUUUUACAUUCCAGUUAAAAUAUACUAUUUUGAAUUGAAUGAGAUGUAGUGGUAGUCUUUUAUUCAAAGAGUCUUUACAUUCUCUAAAAUUAGUGCUUUAUUUUUUAUUGAGCUUUAUAUUGACAAUCUGUAAGAUAACUAAAAGGAUUUGACUGUUUGAUGCAGAUAUUGUGUUUACUUUACUAUGACAAUGCAUUUUAAUACAUUUCCCUACACAAACUGUUGCAGGACUCUCGUUUCUGUCAAAUUGGCUGACUAGAGAACUUACCUGUCAGUCAAUGUAAAAUUAAAAAUUCAAGUUAAAUUUAGAGUUUUUAUGUGUAAAAACAUUAAAAAUGGGAAUAAUGCUAAACUUUUCAUAUUCUUUACGAAGAAAUAACUUGUUAAUUUAAAGUACACAAAAUACGUCUAAAUUGAUUGUCUGGAAAAAUCUUGGCAAAACACUUAACAGAUACCAUUUUCCAGCAAUGAUUUCACAUCACAUUAUUGUAGUGUAUAUAUUGUAUAAAUGCAUUCCUUUAUUUUGACAUUUAUUAUAUGUUAACAGAGAUGUUUGUUGACUUUAUUUAAUGAAUUAUGUGCAAUGUUAUAGAUCUACAGUCUACACACAGGAGAUCGGUAGAAAACUACUGAUUUUAUUGACUGAAUUAAGCAUUUGUUAAUUUAAAUUUCAAUCUUAAGUCAAUUAUUUUAGCCAAGAUUUCUUGUGUAGAAAGCUGUAGAAAUUUUUGUGACUAGCAACUAGGAAUUUUUUUUAGGGGGGGUCCUUUUUUUAUUGUUAAUUUUUUAUUAACAAUAUUUCGUUCAGGGUAACUGAAUGGGAAAAGGGAAGAGGCUUAGCCUAUGUCAAUUUGUAUGUUUCAUCGAAUAUCAUUAGUAUGACAAUGUUAGAUUAGUGCUAUAGUUUUGUUAAUGUAGUUAGUGAUGUUUCUCUUGUUUUUCAUUCAUUCAUUGACUUCAUUUGAUGUAUUUUACAGCAGUAAUAUCCUUGGUCCCCGAAGUCCAAACUGAGAAAAUUUUCUUAUCUGCAAAAAUGUAAUAUAGCAACUUUGAAAUAUUAGUUCCCCCCUCCCCCCCAGUUUUGUCUAUGUCUUUGACUACUUCAAAACUCAAAUUAAACAUGCAUUAUGCAAGAGCAAAAUCUGCUUAUUACAAGUCUUUCUUUAGGCCUGAAAUGUUAUCUAAAUUAUCAAUUAUACAUUAAUUAACCUAUCCAGACCAUAAUCAACUCAAGAUGGCAUCGCUAGCCUUCGAUCUUAAGUGGAUUGUGAGCAGAUUUACUGCAUGACUUUCCUUCUCCAUUAAAUGAUUAAAUGGAUAAUCGAGACUAUGCUGUUUAUCGUACUGACUAUAGUAAUGAUGACCAAGGCUAGGCAGAAAUUUGAUUCGCUUAGUUCUCGGUUCAUAGUGGAUCAAUUUGAAUGAAAUUUUCAGCAAAUUGCCUUUUUAUUAUCUAGUUUUAAAUUAUUAUAGUGAGAACUGCCAACUCGUUAUCAAAUCUCCCAUAAUGUAUCUUUAAGUUUUAUCAUGAUUAGCAAAUCUUUUUAAUGGUUUUAGGCAUAUACUUUUCUAAAAGUAAUGAAAAGCACAUUUAUUUUAAAGAUUCUUUGGUGAACUUUAUGUCUGCAGAAAGGUAUAAUUUAUAAUGUUUCACUUCACUAUUCCCCCAUCACAUACAUGUCUUGGUGAUAUUUCAUUCUCUAAAACAACAGUUCUAUUUUACUUAACACAUCCAGGGAUUGUUUGUAAAGCUCUAUUUUUUAUGUGGUCAUUUGUCAUUGUGUCAUUGGUGUUAUUGCAUUGUCAUUGUUUAAAUUUAGUCAUAAUAUAACACCACAUCCAUCUGUAUCACAACCAAAACGGUGAUUUAACUUAAAAAUCUUGUUAGUGCUUUAUUUACUUAGUUUAUUUGCCAAAGUAAUUCACAAGAUAUGGCCUAUUUUGCUGGAAGCUGCACCAUUAAACUAAAUCUAUCUAAUUAUGUAAGAAAGGGGAAUCUUAAAAGAUCUAUUUACAUUAUUGAAAGUAUAUUUUUUGUUUGAGCUUCAUUUUAAUAGCCAUAGUCCUGUUUUACAAUAUUUGAGUAUAGUAUAAUUGCAGUACUUACUAUUGACAUAAUACACUUGAGAGCUAGAAGCUAAAAUAUUAUUGAAUAAUCUUUUUUACAAAUUAAAAGGCUUGGAUGAUUUUUAUACGCCCACAUUUUCGUGUGGGCAUAUUAUGCCGUCACCCCUGUCCGUCCGUCCAUAAUUUGUUUGUGGACUCUCAAAAUAUAGGUCUAUCUCCCAAAGAUCUUGGUUCCUUUCGAUAUUGGCAUGUAUCGGACCAUAACUCCAUGGAUUAUGGCCCCUGAUUGUACGAAAAAUCAAGUUUUUAGCUUGUUGACACUCUUAAGAGGUCACAAUUUUAAUGAAACUUGAAAUGCAUGUUUAUAUCCCAAAGAUCUUGGUUCCUUUUGGUCUUCAUGCAGAUCAGAUUGUAACUUCCUGAAUUAUGGCCCAUGAUUGUACGAAAAAUCACGUUUUUAGCUUGUGGUCCCUCUAGAGGUCACAAUUAUUAUCCAAUUUAAAAAAAUGUUUGAAUAUAUCACUGUUACACCAUAAUGUCGGUUGAAUUCGAAUUUCGUGAAUAUCAGACAAAAACUGCAGGACAAAAUGACCAACCCCCUCCUACGCAAAUAGUGUAAAUAUAUGGUAUCAAUUUUUAUCCCAUUUAGAUGAAACUUUAAAUUUAUGUUUAUCACAAUGAUCUUGGUUCUUUUUGAUAAUCGUGCAUCUCCGAAUGUACCUUUCUGGAUUAUGGUCCCUGAUUGUUCGAUAAUCGCAAUUUUGGCUUUUGGACGCUAGAAAUCACAAUUUGUAUUUAAUUUUAAAAACCAUUUAAAUAUAUCACCGUUACACAUCAAUGAAGGUUGAGUUUGAAUCUGACCGAAACUGCCAGAGAAAAUGGCUGCUCCUUGUACGCAAAUAGUGUAAAAGUAUGUAAUACCAGGGUUGUGGACACUCUAGAAGUCACAAUUUUUAUCAGAUUUUGAUGAAACUUAAAAUGUAUGUUUUUAAUCCAAAGAUCGUGGUUUCUUGUGAUAUUUGCACAUAUCGGACCGUAACUUCCUGGAUUAAGGCCCCUGAUUGUACGAAAAAUCAGGUUUUGUUUUUAGUUUGUUCUCUAUCCAUCCCUUGCAAAAUGUGUGUGUAUCUUGCCUGGCAACCACUGGUUUUAAACAGAUGCAUUUCAAAUGUUAUUAUUGUCUUAAUAGUCCGAUCCCAGCACCUUCAGCAAUUUUCUACGCACUCAGUUAAAAAUUGAUAGUUUGGUUUUUGGCAUUUGGAACGGAAAACAGAUUCCAAUUUCAGUUGAUCAACAUUAUAUUAGUUGAUAGAGAUGAAAAGUGACAUGUAAUUUAAUAUAUAAUUAUAUUCUUAUCAAUUUCUUUUAUAUAGUUUAUGUAGAUUUGUUCCUUUUUUUUUUAGUAGAUACAUUCAAUUAUUGUAUAUUGUAUUUUGUGUAGAUUAAUUUAUAUAUUUAAAAUAAUAUAUUAUCAUGCAUAAAUUCAUAGUUGUUUCACAGAUAAAUAUUUUUAUUGCUAUUCAUUUCUAACUAAUAUAAAAGAUUAUUUAUUUUCAAGUCAUUUCUAUCUUAUGCAAUUUGAAAUGUAAUUGUGCCUUUAGUAUUUUUAUUAUUGAUAAAACAGUUGGUUUAUGAUUGAUUAUAGUGUAUGGAUUAACUAGAGUGAAUGUACAGUAGAAUGAUCUAUUAGGACGUAAAAAUCUCCUGCUAAAUAUCAUCAUCUAUAAAAAUAAUAUUAACAAGGCAAGACCUUUUAAAAUUACAGCGAUUCUUUAGUCUUAAUGACCUUAAAUUAAAAAGGCAUUAUGGAGAUAUGAUCAAAAUUUGUUGCUUCUAUCCAAAUGAAAUCCUCAAAUUUUAUAUAUAAAAAAAGAAAAUAUUAAAAAUAGUUUAGUUUGUCCCAUAUUUUCUUUUUAAGGAUGUUCUUCAAAUUUUAAAUCUGUUUCUCUUUGAGAAUUAAAUAUGAUGCAAAAAACAUAAAUUUAAAAAAUAAUAAUCUAUUGUUCAUUAUUUACUGUUUUAUGUAUUUGUGAAAGUGAAUGUUUUUAAUCAUUGUUUGAUAUACUUUAUAUCUAUGGUACGGUACCUAUUGUUGUUAGUUUUAUUACAUGGGAACUGAUAAAUAAAUAUAAAAAAUAAACAUGUAUUUGAAGA